Messenger RNA from Melitaea cinxia (Glanville fritillary), 3453 nucleotides. It is a transcript of the gene cv-c, whose product is annotated as rho GTPase-activating protein 7. Gene Ontology annotation, biological process: regulation of Rho protein signal transduction; actin cytoskeleton organization; signal transduction. Gene Ontology annotation, molecular function: lipid binding; GTPase activator activity. The transcript has 21 exons. The record is from RefSeq and is a predicted model, not a curated record. The coding region runs from base 265 to 3453 and encodes 1062 amino acids. NCBI's taxonomy places the organism in Eukaryota, Metazoa, Arthropoda, Insecta, Lepidoptera, Nymphalidae.
UUUGACGUUUCGUAACGAGCCACGAGCGAUUGAGCGCGUGAAUCCGUAUCGCGUUUUCGAAAAAAAAAAAGUGCUGUACGGUGUUAUGGCGCGAGAUUUUUUUCGUACGAAUAAAUCAAGUAGCAUAAAAAUGUUUUGACGUUCCGCUCGGCGGAUCCGUGUUAGUGUUGUGAUGAUACCGAUAUCGAUUGUGUUGUUUUGUGUAACAUAGCAAUAGCUGGUGUUUCGGUGGGAUUGUUGUUAUGCUGUUAUCAUGACACAUUGAUGUCGUACGAAGCUGAUAUGUCUAUAAUUAGCGAGCUGCGAUGGCUGCAAGACGACGAGUUAUUUGCUUUAUCCUUACAAAACGAGAUCGAAGCAGCGGAGGCGUGCAAAUGGCUACGAGCUGCCGGCUUCCCUCAGUAUGCGCAGAUGUACGAAGAUCUUCAAUUUCCAAUCGACAUAUCAGGAGUACAAAAGGACCACCCGUUCUUGGAAAAGGAUUCACUUCAAUCACUCUUCAGGCGACUGACGGCUCUCAACAGAUGUGCCAACAUGAAGCUGGAGCAUCACCAUCAUCAGAAGAGAUCCAACGAUUCUGACGAUGAACAAUGUGCUUUGAGCGACAAGUGGCAAUAUGAGAGGAAAUCAAGAAGGUGGUCCAGAGUUGUAGAAAUCACUCCACAAGCACAGAGACGAUUACAGGUAAUAGCAGCUCAUGCAUUAGCAGAGAGGGAAGCAAGAGAAGCAAGGGGUGAAGUGGAAGAUGAUGAAGAUGAAACUUUACCUACAAUUAGGGUGGGACUUGUGGACGCUGAUGGGCACUACACAGAUGUUGAGCCUGAUCUGUUAACUGUAUCAGGACAACAAACACAUAUACAGUUACCAAGUGAUAAAGAAGAUGAAGAAGAAAUGGGUACCAGAUUUAGGCGGACAGGGUCAGAGAGAUUACGCGAUGGAGCGAAAGCUCUAUUACGAAGAGUUGAAUCUUUGAAAACACGGAGAAGAAAACGACAAAACAGAACCGAAGUCAUUGUUUCUUCACCGCAUUUUUUAGAUAUCCAGCAAGAUAAAUAUGCAGAUUUAAAUUUUAUAGAUAUGACUCCAACAUCGCCUACAGCGUUUCCCUUUCCCGAUUUCCACAGUUCACCUAUCCAUGCCCCUGCUAUUCGCACCCAACCCCCAUCCCCAAUGACAGUAAUGCCUCCGUCCCCUAUAGCUCCUCUUGAACAGUCCUUUGUUUUGCAUCCUCCUUUUGGUGAUGAUAGUUCAAGCUAUGCAUCAGAUAAUAGUAUGGGCUCAAGCAAUAAAAGUUCUAAGUCAAAGUUAGGAAGAGCGAAAAGAAUCUUUCAUCGAGGUCUUAAAAGCGACGAUUCAAGUGCAUUGAGUGACUCAGAAUGUCAACCAGCAAGUUGGAGGCAUAAUUAUUAUAAAGAGCAUAAUACUCAUCAUAACACUGAGGUGUAUGUGGAACCGUCGUCACCAGUAGAACUUAAGCCAGAUCCGGAAAUACUUCGAGAGGUACAAAAAUCACCAUCGCAUACCCCACAUCGGCGUCAAGCUAUCAGAACGAGUUCGUUAAACUUGGGAAAAGACGUCCAAAAAUUUCGCGAUAGAAGCCUAAAACGAGAUAAGUCAGCAUCGAGAAGCUCUGAACUAGAUAGCAGUCCUAACUCCGCUGGAUCCAGGUCGCACGAUGGGGAUCAAGACGACGAUGAUGAUAGUCUUGACAUCAAAAGUAAAAAAAAUAACAUUCAGAGAUGGUAUUCGUUUAGGACAAGUGCUCUCAACGGUGGACCAAAAGCAAAUAACACUUUACAGCCAACACCGAAUCAAAAAAAUCCUGAGGCCUAUCCCUCUCGCCCAAUGUCUUCUUUGUCUUGUGGUCAGCUACUUAAUCUAAGAAAACUUGCUUUGCUAAGACUUACAGCGUUUAUGGAAAGUCACUGCCCUUCGCACAAGUCGGGCUGGAAUUGGGAACUACCUAAACUAAUUAGGAAAAUUAAGACACCAGAUUACAAAGAUAAAACAGUUUUUGGUGUGCCAUUAACAAUAUCAUUACAGAGGACAGGACACUCUUUACCAAAACCUAUACAAUGUGCCCUAAACUGGCUUAAACAUAAUGCCUUGGACCAGAUGGGAAUAUUUAGGAAAGCAGGUUCGAAAUCUAGAACAGCUAAACUAAGGGCUGCUGUAGAAUCCGCGGGAGCCGCUAAUGCAGCAUUUGCAAUAGAAAAUAUGAACACUAUAGAUCCAAAUCAGUCUAGCUUAAAUUUUGAAGGCGCUCAAGCUCAUGACGUUGCAGAUAUGGUCAAACAGUAUUUCAGAGAACUACCAGAUGCAUUGCUGACGAAUAAACUUAGCGAAACAUUCAUUGCUAUAUUUCAACAUGUACCGGAACCAUCAAGACAUGAUGUAGUCCAAUGUGCGUUACUGCUACUUCCGGAAGAACAUUUGGAAGCCUUACAAUCUCUACUCAUAUUUUUAUCAGAGGUGGCGGAACAUUCUGCUGUAAAUCAAAUGACAGCUUCUAAUUUGGCAGUCUGCUUCGCUCCGACUUUGUUAAGGUUACAUCAUGUUCCACCGCAGACCGGUAGUACUAAGGAGGGAAACUCGAACAGGAUGAUAAUAGAGAGCGGGGAGGACCAGCGCCAGCGCGAGUUGCGCGCCGCGCAGGCGUGCCUGCUGCUGCUCAUCACGCAGCACCGCGCGCUGUUCCUCGCGCCCGCCGACAUGCUCGCGCGCUGCAAGUUCAACUACUUCGAGGAGAGCGUGCCGGUUGCGUUAGAAGAAUUAGGCGCGGAUUUCAACCAAGACUGGAAAGGCUUCCAACAAGCCUGCAUCAAAGCUUUACUUAAAGAGGCCAAAGAGAAAGUCUGUGGCCGGUCGGGAAAGAGGACCCGAGGUUGGAUGUCAGUAUCAGGUGCGGCUCCUCACGUGGAGUUGUGUUAUAAGAAAGUGGGUGACGGUCACCGGUUAAGACUAUGGCGCGCUACUACUGAUAUUGAGGCACCGCCGCAGGAGGUUAUGCAGAGAAUACUCCGAGAGCGACAUAUAUGGGAUGAUUCCCUAGUGAUGUGGCGGGUAGCAGAAAAGUUGGGAACAAACGCUGAAAUAUUUCAUUACAUUACUGCUUCGAGCUUUAAUUUGACGCCGAGGGAUUAUUGUGUGUUGAGGUCAUGGCAGCAGGGUGGUGGAGGCGGUGGGGGCGGCUGGUGCGCGGUGGUGGAGACAUCCGUCGCGCACGGCGGCCCGCCGGCAACUGGCGCGCGUGGCGUGGUGCUCGCGUCGCGCUACCUCGCGCAGCCCGCCGGAAAAGGCCGAAGCCGCCUCGUGCACCUCGCGCGCGUAGACACCAUGGGACGAACACCAGAAUGGUACAACAAAUGCUACGGCCACAUCUGCGCGUUGUACUUAGCUAAAAUUCGAGCGUCGUUCAAGCACAAUACGGAAGGUCCUGAAUCGAACGUAUGA